AUGAAAAUCAAGUUACUAUUGACGGUGUUCUUGAUAUUUGCUAUAUCAGAUAGCGAAUCUUAUAAAAUAUUAGCAGUGUUUCCUAUACCGUCUAUAAGUCAUCAAGUGGUGUUUAGGAAAGUAACCCAAGAACUAGCAAGAAGAGGGCAUGAGAUCACAGUGAUAACACCAGAUCCUGCAUAUCCAAACGGAGGUGCCCCAUCAAAUUAUAUUGAAAUAGACGUAAAUGAUAUAUCUUACUCUUUAUGGGCGCAGGUUGUUACACAUGGUUUCAACAUUACUGGUGAACCGAUGACGUUUGACGAUAUCAGAGAAGGGUGUAAAUUUUUUGCUUCUUUAUUUCAACUACAAUUUGAAACAAAAGCAGUCCAGGAAGUUAUUUCGGAGAAUAAAAAAUAUGAUUUGAUACUUAUUGAAUCUAUCGUUCGACCAGCUCUGGCAUACUCUUACAUAUUUAAAGCGCCAGUUAUUUUAGUCAGUUCAUUUACUGCUGUUUUUAGUAACCAUAAAGUUGUAGGAUCACCCACGCACCCUUUGCUGUUUCCAAUAUCGUUUCGACAUCGUUUGUACAAUUUAUCGUUUUCUGAAAAAAUACAUGAGUUGUACUUACAUUACAUGUAUGAAUAUGCGGAUUAUUUGAAUGAAAUAGAAGAAUCGAAUAUAUUAAGAAAAAUAUUUGGACCUAAGUUUCCAUCUUUACAUGAAUUAGGUAAUAAUGUUGAUAUGCUGCUAUUAAACAUACAUUCUUUAUGGGCCGACAAUCAGCCAGUUGCCCCCAACGUUAUUUACAUGGGUGGUAUUCAUCAGUUACCACAAAAGGAACUGCCGAAGGAUCUCAAAUUCUAUUUAGAUUCUUCUAAAAACGGUGUCAUAUACGUCAGCUUUGGUACCAAUGUCUUAUCUAAUAUGAUUCCUAAAAAACAAGUAGUUUCAAUUAUAAAUGUCUUAUCUAAACUACCCUACGAUGUUCUGUGGAAAUGGGAUGGUGAUUCAUUACCUUUAAAAUCUACAAACAUAAGGACUUCGAAAUGGUUUCCUCAAUCGGACUUGUUAAGACAUCCGGCUAUAAAACUUUUUAUAACACAAGCUGGUCUUCAAUCAACUGAUGAAGCAAUAACUGCAGAGGUUCCUCUUAUUGCUUUUCCAAUGCUUGCCGAUCAAUGGUUUAAUGCAGAAAAAUACGAAAAAUUUGGUAUUGGUAUUAAGUUACAAAUUUUAUCGUUCACGGAAAAACAAUUAGAGAACGCCAUUGACGACGUCAUUAAUAACGAAAGUUAUCGAAGAAAUAUUAUCAAACUUCGUCAUCUAAUGCGUGAUCAACCCGAAACACCUUUGAACCGAACGAUAUGGUGGAUAGAGCACGUGUUGAGGCACGGGGGAGCGAAGCAUUUACGAUCACCCGCAGCUAAUAUGUCAUACAUCGAUUAUUUUGAAAUCAAAUUAAUGUUAUUUGUUCUCUUAUUAAUUACAGUAUGCAUAUUAGCAUUUAUUUUAGUUCUUAAAUAUGCUUUGAAGUUUAUAUAUCGAAACUAUGAAAAUGCUACUACGGGAGUUUCUCCGGCCGUCGCGUUGUUAGGACGUCGCUUACGAGGACGUCUGGGCGCGUUACGCCCGAACGUGUCAAAGAUCGUGGAGUCGGUGCAAGAUAGGCAGGUUGCUAAUAAAAUGGGGUCAACACGUCAAAUUAAAGUAUUGGAUGACGUUAUGGUACGCAAUUAUACUAAGAAAGGAACUAAGUGGACAGAGGGAACUGUAAAAGGUCAGUCGGGUCCAGUGUCGUAUAAAGUAGAUGUGGGUGAUGGAGUAACGUGGCGUAGGCAUCACGAUCAAGUGAUUAAACUAAAUAAAAAAGAUCGGUUUUCUUUAUCGCGGACUAACCAGCACGGCUCGGAAAUUCACAAAGGGAAAAAUGAGAUCGAAAAUGUUAGCGAGUGGAGGUCGGCCGGUUGUGAGGGUAAGGAGGAAGGGUUUGAGGACGCGGCAGGAGAAGCCGAGCACAGUGGCCCGGAGACAUGUUCAUUGUCGCCUGGACCGCUUUAUUUAAUGUGUGCAUUAUCACGGAUUGAAGCAGCAAAUAUUUUAGGAGUAUUUCCUGUACCAUCCAUUAGUCAUCAAGUGGUGUUUAGAAAAAUAACUCAAGGUUUGGCAAAUAGAGGUCACAAUGUUACCGUCAUAACACCAGACCCGGCGUAUAAGAAAGGCGAAGCGCCUCCUAACUACCACGAAAUAGACGUUCACGAUAUUUCUUAUGCAGUUAAACAAAAGUUUUUUAAACUCAAAGCACAUGUCUUUGGGACUGUUAUGACAUUCAGUGAUAUAAGGGGAUCUUUUGAAUUCAUGAAGGAAAUAUUUCAAGCACAGUUGCAAACAGAGGAGGUGCAGAAAAUAAUAUCGGUUAACACCAAAUUUGAUUUGAUUUUAAUCGAAUCUGUUAUACGUCUAGGUUUAUCAUAUUCACAUCUGUUUAAGGCACCGGUUAUAUUAGUUAGCUCAUUUACAGCUGUUUUCGAUAAUCACAAUGUUAUGGGAUCUCAAACUCAUCCUCUUUUGUAUCCAAUACCUUUUCGUAACCGGUUUUAUAAUCUCGCGCUGACUGAAAAGUUACAACAAUUAUAUAUUCAUGCUUAUGCUGAGUACGCAGAUUAUUUAAAUAGAGAAGAAGAAGAUGCUUAUUUAAAAGAAUUUUUCGGUCCUCAAUGUCCAUCGCUGAAGGAACUGAAUAAAAAUGUUGACAUGUUGCUAUUAAAUGUCCAUCCAAUAUGGGUAGACAAUCAGCCGGUUGCCCCCAAUGUAAUUUAUAUGGGUGGUAUACAUCAGUUGCCCGAAAAACAGCUACCACUGUCUACUGAUGAAGCCAUUACAGCAGGAGUUCCUCUCGUAGCGAUUCCAAUGUUAGGGGACCAAUGGUUUAAUGCUGAGAAAUAUGAAAAGUUUGGUAUCGGUAUUAAAUUAGAUGUUAAGACCUUAUCACCAGAUCAACUAUCCAAAGCCAUUGAAAAAGUUAUAAGUGACGAAAGCUAUCGUCACAAUAUAUCAAAACUUCGUGAUCUAAUGCGUGAUCAACCCGAAACACCUCUUAAUCGGACCAUGUGGUGGAUUGAAUAUGCAUUAAGACAUGGUGGUGCAAAACAUUUACGAUCGGCUGGAGCUAAUAUGUCAUAUUGGGAAUACUUUGAAAUGGAAUUAAUAUUAGCGAUUCUCUUAGGGAUAUUAUUUCCCGUACCAUCUAUCAGUCAUCAAGUGGUAUUUAGAAAAAUAACUCAAGGUUUGGCAAAUAGAGGUCACAAUGUUACCGUCAUAACACCAGACCCGGCGUAUAAGAAAGGCGAAGCGCCUCCUAACUACCUUGAAAUAGACGUUCACGAUAUUUCUUAUGCAGUUUUACACAACAUUUUAAAACAGCAAGUACAAGUCUUUGUAGAUAUUAUAACAUUUACUGAUAUAAGGGGAACUUCUAUGUUUACGAAGGCGAUAUUUCAAGCACAGUUCGAAAAACGAGAGGUGCAGAAAUUAAUAUCUGAGCGGCCUAAAUUUGAUUUGAUUUUAAUCGAAUCUAUUAAUAGUCUCGGUUUAUCAUAUUCACAUCUGUUUAAGCACCGGUUAUAUUAG
This is a messenger RNA of Danaus chrysippus (African queen), 3609 nucleotides long. The record is from the annotation of a GenBank genome assembly. NCBI's taxonomy places the organism in Eukaryota, Metazoa, Arthropoda, Insecta, Lepidoptera, Nymphalidae.